Molecule: messenger RNA, 597 nt
Organism: Ostreobium quekettii
Lineage: Eukaryota; Viridiplantae; Chlorophyta; Ulvophyceae; Bryopsidales; Ostreobiaceae
Source: the annotation of a GenBank genome assembly
AUGCGCAUCCAGGAGUUUCCGCAACACCACGGGUGCCUCGCCGUCGAAAACGCGCGGCCCGGUCCGGUCCGCCUGGAAGACGAGCAGGGCAUUGACGGGAAUAAAGAUUCCAGAGGACGAAAGGGUUCCAAAGCCGGCCAUCAAAGCCGCCGUGCAGGAAAGAAUACCAAGUCGCAGGCACACAACUUGCAAAGUGGCCGGGAUGCUUCGGCCGGCUCCCACUGGGGUGGCGACUACGAGCCUCGCCCAUGGGACCAUGCUGGCGAUGGCGAACUGGCUUCCUGGUUCCCGGAGCGCCCACAGGCUCUGCUGGUUCCAAAAGCUGGCGGCCUGUCCCGGAUGACGUCGGCACCCGCACAGAAACUGGCCCGGCAAUCUCUCGGGGCGAAACCUGGCUGUGAGCGCUCGAAGUUAUACACGAAGCAGGGCGUCCAUUCCGGAAGCGAGUCUCCCACAAGCUUUGUAAAGGACACGAAGGCUGAGCCUGUGGCGAAUAGCAGGGACUAUCCAGGGAGCUCACUUGACAGAACGCACAGUCCAGACGUUCUUUCACUCAAAGACCGGGCAAGAAGAUUGUUUGAGGCCUUCGGCGCAUGA